UUUGAAGGUCUGUCCGUGGACCAUCGUGGAGAAGUACGAGAGGUUUGUCAUGGGAGGGUGAAAACAUGGCAAAAGGCGGAACAAACCGGUGUGUGUGCCCGGAUACACGCUGUAGCGGCUCGCCCGCACUGCAGAUUAACUCUUGAGCCGCCAGAGAUGCUCAACACUGGGGAACAGAAGCCGCUGCAUCGUCCUUUGUUUUUUAGGAACCUGUCGUUGCGCGUAGAUAUUUCUAGAUAUUGAUGAUUUGAGCGUCAGCUUCAGGAUGUUACCGCUUAUAAUCGAGAGGACCGGCACAGCUCUUCUGAUUGAUUCGGACCGGUAAUGAUGAUGCUGAUGGUGAAUGGACAGCUCCUCGUUUGAGCGUUUUUGUAGAAGUGGAGUAGGUGACAGAUCCAUCUCAGCUCUCCAAACAAACAAGCAAAAAAAUAAACCCCAUCUACCUCAGACAAGAUCAAGCUCCACACAACCUAUCAACAGACCCGCCUGCUCGGGCUCAACGCAAUGCUUUCUUUGUGACUAAGAAGAUCCAAUUUUAUCCUUCAGCACCUCUUAGAUAUAACACAACUCAUUAUAUUGUUGCAGGGAACAGCCCUCAGCCAAUCCAGUGGCUGACGGGGUAGAAGGAGGAGCCAUCAGGAGUGUUGUGAGGUUAGUGGUGAGCAGGCUGCUGGUGCCGAAUGCAGAACAUCCUUGAGCAGAACUUGGACAUGGCCACGGCUCUGCUCGCGGGUGAGAAGCUCAAGGAAUUGAUCCUGCCAGGUUCCACACAGGAUGAGAAGGGCGGGGUACUCGCAGGUCUUAUGGUGCAGCUCAAACUAGAGUUGCCCUUUGACCGGGUCGUCACCAUAGGAACUGUCAUCAUCCCUAUACUGUUGGUCACAUUAGUUUUCACACGGAACUUUGCAGAGGAAUCUAUAUAUUGCUACACACCUCACAACUUCACACGAGAUCAGGCCCUGUAUGCCAGAGGCUACUGCUGGACAGAGCUGCGGGAUGCGGUGCCCGGCGUUGACCCUGAACUUCGGCUCUCCUUAUUUGAACACAAGUUCCUACCCUAUGCUCUGAUGGCCUUCGCGGGUAUAAUGUACAUACCUGCCCUGGGAUGGGAGUUCAUGGCUUCCACUCGUCUCACCUCUGAGCUCAACUUUCUCCUUCAGGAGAUAGACAACUGCUACCAUAGAGCAGCCGAGGGCCGUGCACCCAAGAUUGAAAAGCAGAUUCAGUCCAAGGGUCCGGGCAUCACAGAACGCGAGAGACGCGAGAUCAUCGAGAACGCUGAGAAGGAAAAGAGCCCCGAGCAGAACCUUUUUGAAAAGUAUCUAGAACGCAGAGGGCAGAGUAACUUUCUGGCUAAGCUGUACCUGGGGCGACAUUUAGCCAUUAUCUGUCUCAGCUCGAUCCCAAUAACUUACCUGAGCACAUACUACGCGCGGCAGAGGCAGAACGAGUUCACCUGUGCGUUGGGCGAGCCGCCGGACACCAGCAGCAUUCCCGAACUGCGGCUAAACGUUAACUGCAAGCUGCCAGCCGUGCAGCUCCAACGCAUUAUGGCUGCGGUAGACAUAGCAUUGCUCUGCACCAUGAACCUCAUCAUCCUCGUCAACCUGCUGCAUUUGUUCGUGGUGCGUAAAUCCAACUUCGUGUUCGACAAGCUGCACAAAGUGGGCAUUAAAACACGGCGGCGCUGGCAGAAGUCACAGUUUUGCGACAUCAAUAUUCUGGCCAUGUUCUGUAAUGAGAAUAGAGACCAUAUUAAGUCUCUCAACAGACUGGAUUUUAUCACUAAUGAGAGCGACCUCAUGUAUGAUAAUGUGGUGCGGCAGCUGUUGGCAGCGUUAGCUCAGUCCAACCACGACGCCACUCCGACAGUAAGAGAAUCUGGAGUGCAAACGGUUGACCCCAACAUGGACCCCUCAGUGCUUGGUGUGGGAGAACUAGGGGGAGAGCCAUUGGUAAUCAAAAGACCACGCAAGAAGAUCAAGUGGACCCCCACAUCUAAGCCCUUUAAAGAACCCCUGACUCUAACCAGGCUAGAGAAUAGUAUGAAAGCAGACAAACCUAAACCUGUGCGGAGGAAGAAUAUACCAGAUAGCAUUAUUGCUCCAUUGCUUGACACUAAGAGUACACAGCACCCUCCUUGUAUUAAAGCUGCUGAAGCAAAUAAUAUAGAGAAGAAACAAACUCUUAAUCUCUCGCUGGAUGUUCAUCCUUACAUGCUUACCAUCCAGAAAGCAAAAGCAGAAAUGGCCAAUUCUGAGCCACCCCCAGCUGAACACUCUCUCAGCAAUCUGUAUUUAGAGGGUCCACAUACAGUUGUCCACGUCUCUGCCUCUCUUACCAAGAAGAAAGUAUCUCCUCCACUGUCUACCACCACUGCCUUCUCCACCGAUACUCUCUCCAAUGCAUCCUAUCUGAAUGGCAGCACAACCAGCGUUCAUCCUCCACAUUCCCCAAAGGUCAAUGAUCCUCUCAAUCAGGGGACAGAGCCUGAGAGCCAGCCUGUAGCUUUCAGCAGAAACUCUUCACACUCACUGCUGAACAUCCAUCACAAUUUGUAUGAGGAGGAGGAGCAAAGCAGAAGGGACAGACUAGCCAGACCCGGCGAGCUGAUUGCUGCUGGAGAGUGCUGA
Triplophysa rosa is the source of this 2633-nucleotide messenger RNA. It is a transcript of the gene panx2, whose product is annotated as pannexin 2. The transcript has 7 exons. The coding region runs from base 681 to 2633 and encodes 650 amino acids. Gene Ontology annotation, biological process: positive regulation of interleukin-1 production; monoatomic cation transport. Lineage: Eukaryota; Metazoa; Chordata; Actinopteri; Cypriniformes; Nemacheilidae. Gene Ontology annotation, molecular function: channel activity. The record is from RefSeq and is a predicted model, not a curated record.